Messenger RNA from Glycine soja, 639 nucleotides. RefSeq lists its product as uncharacterized. The coding region runs from base 1 to 639 and encodes 212 amino acids. Gene Ontology annotation, molecular function: RNA-DNA hybrid ribonuclease activity; nucleic acid binding. The transcript has 3 exons. The record is from RefSeq and is a predicted model, not a curated record. Lineage: Eukaryota; Viridiplantae; Streptophyta; Magnoliopsida; Fabales; Fabaceae.
AUGACCUUGUUUGGGGAGGAAGUAGAGGAUGAAGAUAGGGACAAAUGGAUCGUGUGGUUUGACGACGUGUCUAAUGAACUAGGCCAUGGAGUUAGGGUAGUAUUGGUUUCCCCAGACGAACAAUAUAUACCUUUCACGACUAGGUUGGGUUUUGACUACAUGAACAACAUAGUUGAGUAUGAGGUGUGUGCCCUUGGGAUCCAAGCAGCAAUCAACUUCAAGGUCAAGUUGCUCAAGGCCUACAUCAGGAAGUUGAUAGAAUUCUUUGAUGACAUAUCUUUUCAUCACAUUCCUAGAGAGGAAAAUCAGAUGGUCGAUGCCCUUGCCACACUAACGUCCAUGUUCCAGCUAAGCCCGCACAGAGAUUUGAUGAACAUCGAAUUUAGAUGUUGUGGUAAGCUUGCACAUUGCUGCUUAAUAGAAGAAGAGAAGAAUGCUAAGCCUUGGUACUUCAAUAUCAAACGAUACAUCGAAGACAAGAAAUACCCGCAUGAGGCCUCUAACAACGACAAGAGGACAUUGCAAAGAGAAGCUGAGCAAAUGCUGGUAGAGGUGCAUGAGGGAUCCUUUGGAACACAUGCCAAUGGAGAGCUGGGUAUUACUAGCUCACUAUGGAGAGCGAUUGUUGCAUCUUUGUGA